Closterium sp. NIES-65 is the source of this 5772-nucleotide messenger RNA. The record is from the annotation of a GenBank genome assembly. Lineage: Eukaryota; Viridiplantae; Streptophyta; Zygnematophyceae; Desmidiales; Closteriaceae.
AUGGGCACCUCAGGAGAGGACAAUGUGGAGCCAAUCGCGUUCUAUGGGGGGGAGGUUAAGGAGGAGGCGCCAGCUAAGAGUCGCUCUCAACGAGUGCAAUCGCCUCGUGCUGCAGUUCCGCUUCUCCUUCUUCAUCAGCUCCUUCUAUUUCCCUUCCCUUUGUCUCUUUUCCCACCUUUCCAGUCAUUCCUGCACCGAGUGGCUCUCAACGUGCGCAACCGGCUAGUGCUGCAGUUCCACCUCUCUUUCUUCACCAACCUCUGCGACUUCGCCACCAUCUUUGUCCCCGCCGUCAUCGUGGCACCGCGAUACUUCUCUGGGGAGGUAAGUGCCGCCCCUUUCCUCCCCUGGGUCAUCGUACCCAUUUGCCCCACCCGUCUCUCCUUCUUCACCAACCUCUACGACUUUGCCACCAUCUUUGUCCCCGCCGUCAUCGUGGCACCGCGAUACUUCUCUGGGGCGGUAAGUGUGCUGCCCCUCCCGUGUGGCCUCUCCUCUCACCCAUCUGUCAAUUCACCAACCUCUAAAUAUUUGCCACCAUCUUCGUCCCGGCAGUCAUCGUCGCGCCACGAUACUUCUCUGGGGCGAGCUGUGAGAGCUGCUCCUUCCCUCCCCUGGUCCGCUGUUCCCCUGCGGCCCCACCCACCUCUCCUUCUUCACCCACCUCAUAUCAACUUUGCCACCAUCUUCGUCCCGGCGGUCAUCGUCGCCUCGCGCUACUUCUCCGGAGCUGUGGAGUUUUGCGUGAUAGCGCAGGCAGGCUACGCCUUCAGCACCAUCUACCGCGCACUCACAGUCAUUGUGCUCAACUUCAAUCCUUCAGAGUUUGGCAUGAUUGCGCAGGCAGGCUAUGCCUUCAGCACCAUCUAUCGCGCUCUCACAGUCAUUGUCCUCAACUUCAACUCCUUCAGGUGCUUUAUCGUAGUCAUUGACUCUUCAGGUGCCUCUCCCUCUCUCCCCGACCUCCUUUCUCUCCCCGACCUCCUUCUCUCCUGCCCUUCUCCCUCUCUCCCUCUUUCGCUGGACCACUGCGGGCCCCUGCUGACCGCUGGUGCCACCAGGUUGAGUUUGGGGUGUUUCUUCAGUGAGCUGGCAGCAGAGAUAGAGCGUCAGGAGAGCCUCUUGCUCUCGUCCCUCUACCCUCUAACCCCUCUCCCUAAUUCCCCCUCCUCCUCCUCCGUCGCCUCCUUUUCCCUUAUUUCCACACAUAGUGAGCUGGCAGCAGAGACAGAGCGUCUGGAGAGUCUACUUGCCUCCCUCUCCGACUUUGCAGCAGAUGAUGACUCCAGCAAGCUCUUUUCGCACGCCCCCUCCCAUCCUUCUCAGUCCCCCACUCAACCCUCUCACUCCUCUCACCCCAAAUCAGCCAUCUAUCCCUCCUCUUAUUCCUCCACCUCCGCUGACCCUCUCGCUCUUGGUCAUUCCCUCUCUCUCCAGCCCUCCCACACUGCCCCCCCUUCCUCCUCCUCUCUUGCUCCUACUCUCACGGGACAGAGGCUUGCAGCUCGUCACGCUUCUGAAUCCUCACCUGCUCUCAUAUCAGCAGCGGAGGCAUCGGCGGGCUCUGUAGUUUCAGGUCGCAUUCAGCGCAUAGAAGGCCCGUGCCUCACACUCUCCUCUGUCAUCAUCCGCACCCCCAACCUCCCCCACACCCUCCACCCCUCCUCGCUCUCCUUCUCCCUCCCCCCCGGCGCAUCCCUCCUCGUCAUGGGACCCUCGGACUGCGGAAAAUCUUCCCUCCUGCGAGCCAUUGCCGGCCUGUGGAAAUUCGGAGAGGGAACCAUCGAGUCCCCGCCGCCCGGAAAAACUUUUUUCCUGCCCCAAAAGCCGUAUAUGCCACUCGGGACGCUCCAGGACCAGCUGGAGCGGGUGGCGUUCGCUCGUCUUCUUCUGCAGCGGCCGUACAUGGCGUUUUUGGACGAGGCGGCGAGUGCUCUGGACGGGGCGAAUGAGGCGCGGCUGUAUGGGAUGAUGCGCGAGAGGGUGAAGUCCGCAUAUUACGGCGCAUUCGACGGCGCGUCUGGCGGCACAAGCUGGAGCGGCAGCUGGUGGUUCGGGAAGCGGGUAGAAAGCGGCGAAUGCGGCGUGAGAUGCGGAACCGAGCUGAAAAAUAUCAGGAGGAGGAAACGGAAGGGUCGCCGGGCAGAUGGAGGAGAAGAACAGGUCCACGUGGCAGGAGAAGAAAACAGUCAGGAAUUCGAUGAUGAGGAUGAGUGGGAGGAGGAGGAGGAGGAGGAGGAGGAGGAGGAGGAGGAGGAGGAGGAGGAGGAGGAGGAGGAGGAGGAGGAGGAGGAGGAGGAGGAGGAGGAGGAGGAGGAGGAGGAGGAGGAGGAGGAGGAGGAGGAUGAGGAGGAGGAGGAAGGAGUGGAGGGAGAAGGAGAUGCGAAGCCGCAGAGGGCGUUUCGUAGGGUUCUUGCGGAUAACUCAAGAGCUCCGUUUCAGCACCUGAAACGAAUUGUAUCGGCUUGUAAUGAGGAUGAGGACGAGAGUGAGGAUUCAGGAGAUCUGCAUCCAUACGGCGACGAGAUCCGCCACCUUAUCCAGAAUCCCCCUUCGCCCAACCACGUGCUGCCACCUGGCACCACAGCACCACCAGCUCUGAAUGACCCAGCUGCUCUGUUCCGCCUGCCAGCUGCUCUGUUCCGCCUGCCAGCUGCUCUGUUCCGCCUGCCAGCUGCUCUGUUCCGCCUGCCAGCUGCUCUGUUCCGCCUGCCAGCUGCUCUGUUCCGCCUGCCAGCUGCUCUGUUCCGCCUGCCAGCUGCUCUGUUCCGCCUGCCAGCUGCUCUGUUCCGCCUGCCAGCUGCUCUGUUCCGCCUGCCAGCUGCUCUGUUCCGCCUGCCAGCUGGUCUGUUCCGCCUGCCAGCUGCUCUGUUCCGCCUGCCAGCUGCUCUGUUCCGCCUGCCAGCUGCUCUGUUCCGCCUGCCAGCUGCUCUGUUCUGCCUGCCAGCUGCUCUGUUCCGCCUGCCAGCUGCUCUGUUCGUCCUGCCUUUGACACCGCCAUACGGCAGGGACUAUAUCAUCGACGCCAUUGCGCUGCAUGACCACAUAGGGGACGCCCUCCGCCCUGUCUUCGCCAACCCGGCCGUCACAAAGCUGUUCCAUGGAGCCGACUCGGACGUGCUCUGGCUGCAACGGGACUUCCACAUCUACACUGUCAACCUCUUUGACACGGCACGGGCCUGCUCGGUUCUCAACAAGCCAUACCGUUCGCUCGCGUUUCUCCUGGACCACUACUGCCACGUCAGCACCGACAAGCGCCUGCAGCUCGCCGACUGGCGCCGCCGCCCGCUGCCGCCUGCAAUGCUACAGUACGCGCGCACGGACUCGCACUACCUGCCGUACAUUGCCGGCCGGCUGCGGUGGGAACUGGUUCAGGCGGACGCAGGGGGAGAGGGGGGAGACGGAGCAUUUGCAAAGGGAAAGGGAGAAGCAGCAGCAGGAGGAGGAGGAGCAGCAGCAGCGGCAGCAGCAGGAGCAGGAGCAGGAGCAGGGGGAGGAGGAAGGAGAGGGUCUAGGCCGGGGCACAGCAGCGGAUCCAAGUAUGAGGAGGCAGUGAGAAGGUCCAAUGCGCUGUGCCUGCAGCUGUAUGAAAAGCCGGGGGAGAGGAGCGCUGGUGCUGCUGACAGGGGUGCAGUUGGAGAGGCCGUGAGAGAGAGGAGAGAGAGGGGGGAGGUGAUAGGAGGGAGUGCUGAGGCGGCAGCAGCAGCUGCGGCAGCACUUUUCCGACAGCUGUUAGGCGUCUGUGGGUAUGUGGGAGGUGCCGCGCUUUCAGGUGGGCCUUCAGGUGAUUCUGCUGGUUCAGGUGCUGCUUCUGCGGCACCUGACGCUGCUGCCACGUCAGCGGGUCAGAAGACGUCGGAUCGGUCCCAGGUGUUACGGGAAGUGAGGGCCGUGCUCGAUGCGGUAACCAGAUGGCGUGACACUGUAGCGCGGGAAGAAGACGAAAGCCUGCGAUUCCUCCUUGCUGACGUGGCAGUGGUCGCCGUGGCGCUCCUACGGCCUGCCACUUGUCAAGAGCUGAUUGGGUGCGUGGGGAAGGCUAUGGCAGCCGCUGCUGCUCUCACGCCGCCCUCUAUGAGAGAAGAGGUCGGCGUUCCUCGGCCUAUUCAAGGAGGCGGGAGUGGAGGGGAGAGUGGAACCGUUGAGUCAACAGAAGGGGCUGCCUUGUCUGCAGCAGUAGCGGAACAACAGGCUACUCCAUCUCAGCCCGCCUCCCCUUCCCCCUCGCCUCCUCUCGUCCGUCGAUCUCCCGAGCUGGUUGCGCUGAUCACCGCCACGUGUCGCGACGUGAGAGGUGGCGACGAGGGGGUGCUUGAUACAACAGGAGCAGCAGAGCGAAACGAGACAGCAGCAGCAGUGAACGGGGGAGCUGAAAGGGCAGUGGCAGCAGCGGCAGCAGUGCAGGCCAGACUAGCAGAGAUCUCGUUCCUCCUCGCCCCGGUGGUCAUUCAGCAGCGGGCGCCAGCAGCUGUGCAGGAGGCGUGGUUAGAAGAAGCAGUCGCUCUCACUGCUGCUGCUGCCGGCCGCCCAGAAGAUGACGAAAACGAGUUCUACAUCCAAUCCAAGUCCAACCGCUGCGUCUCGUGUGGGGAGUCCACCCACUACCUGCGCUACCGCCUCGUUCCCUCCUGCUACCGCCACGCUUUCCCCGAGCAUCUGAAGUCGCACCGGAGCCAUGAUAUCGUGCUGCUGUGCGUUGAUUGCCAUGACGUGGCGCAUCGUGCGGCUGAGAUUUUCAAGCGGGAGGUCGCGCGGAGGUUCGGGGUUCCGUUGCUGCUGUCGCCGCUGGAUCGGAGGUUCGGCGGAGGGUCGGGUGAGGGUGGGGGCGAGGAGGGGGGAGAAGGGGUGGGAGAGGAGGAGAAUGCAGAAGGUAGGGAGGAGGGAGGUGGGGAGAUGGAGGGUGAGGGGAGUGCGAAUGGUGAGCGGAAAGGAGGAAGGGAUGCGCGAGUACAGGCAGCGUUUCUGUUGAACGAUGCUGCCCGGUCAGCAGUGGCAGUUUUACGGCACGGGGCAUCGCUGCCUGAAAGCAGGCUCUGCGAGCUGCUUCUGCCCGUGUGGAAAGUUUUGAAGCGGGCAGCAGGCAGCCCGGUGAAAAUCGAGGAGCUGGAGAUGGUGGUGCAGGCAGGGAAGGGGACCAGAGUGCGGGCAGGAAAAAGAAAAGGUUUGCCCGUUGUGGGCCAAAGGGAGGCUCUACAGAAAGCGUUAGCUGGGCUGGGUGGAGGGGGAGGGGGAGAGGGAGGAGAGAGAGAGGGGGAUGGGAGAAAGGAGGUUGUGCAAGCAAAGGGAGCAGGUGACGGAAAUGAGCUCAAGGGGGCGGAUGCUGGUGCGUGUGAGGGAGUGAGUGAGAAAGUAAGUGAGGGAGAGAGCGACCAAUCCUGCAAGACUCAAGAGGAGGAUACCCUGGGACUAGCAGCACCUGACCUCACCUCACUCAACCUCUCUGCAACCCCCGCCAUCGAGCCAGUCCCUUUAAGGGGCCACUGGGAGCACGGAACAAAGGUUGUAGCGCUGCUGCUGGAGGGGGGUGGGGAGGCGGGGAUAAGGGAGUUCACACAGCAGUGGAGGGAGGUGUUUGUGGCGGCGCUACAGCCGCGCUUCCUGCCGCCCGGGUGGGAUGUGCAGCACUUGGGAAGACGGCAGUUUGGGGAGUUUUCCGUUUACAAUCCACAGAGGCGGCGGUAUGUGAAGGGUGAUGAGGCAGGAGGGGAGGGUGGGGAGGGAGAAGGAAGGGGAGGAGGGGAGGGAGGGGAGGGAGAAGGGGAGGAAGUUUAA